Drosophila busckii is the source of this 2668-nucleotide messenger RNA. RefSeq lists its product as uncharacterized. The record is from RefSeq and is a predicted model, not a curated record. NCBI's taxonomy places the organism in Eukaryota, Metazoa, Arthropoda, Insecta, Diptera, Drosophilidae. The transcript is spliced from 2 exons. Bases 372 to 2444 code for a protein of 690 amino acids.
CUCAACCAACCGUCUAUGCCACUAGCGCGAUUUUCCCUCUGUGCCAUUGUGUGUGGGGUGUACUGUGCGCUCUCCGCCGCCGUCUACGUUACGUCUGCGUCUCCGGCUGAGAUCCAUCUAAGGAGCAUAUUUUCAAGCAAACAGCAAAUAAAAAAAAUGCUUUUCGUGACUUUCCCGCAACUAGUUGAGUUUUGGAUGUCAACACGAUGUACACGCGCGAGAUGGCGAUGCUGCGAUUCCGUUAGUUAGUUGGACGCGUGAACCGAACGUUAAGAUCGUGGCAAUAUAUGUAGACUGAAUCGAACCCAAUUGGACUGAAUUUUAGGAGCCGUAGACUUAAAGCUAAAUUAAUUCUAAAAAAAGCUUGCAGCAUGCAGGAAGAAGCGCACGCCUUUAAUACCUGUGAGCCCAACAACAACAGCAACAGCAACCACCACCCGCACCUGCUGCCCUGCAUCAAGUUGGAGCACGACUCGGAGCGCUGGCAGCCCGCAGCAGCGAUUGUAAAUCUGCACAGCAAUAAGCUGCUGCUGCAGAGCUCCGAAGAUCCGCUCAUCUCACAUGGCGCGCACAAUGUGGCGCAUGAUGAGGACACCGAUCAUCCCUUCAAGACGUUGCUAGCGCGCAAGUGCGAACAACAACGCGCCAGCCACAAUGGCACCUGCAGCAGCCUGACCAAACAGCAGCUCAAAGCGAAUCUAAUGAACGCACGAAAAAUGCCCAAACCCACAACAAUCCAGCCGGAGCCAAACAGCCGGACGCGCGCAAGCAAGCCGAAGAAGCGUGCGGGACAGAACGGGGCCGUCAAGUUGCGCUUUCAUCAUCAGGCGCUGCCGGCAGAGUACGCAGCGCAUUAUGAGGCCACGCAGGCGCGGCAGGCGUCAAAGCCAGCAUCUGCAGCAGGUGCAGCUGCAAAGGCCACGCCCACGCCGCCAGCUGCGAACCAAUCGCAUGAGAAUGUGCGCAGUUGGCUCCGCACCAUUGCCGAGCUGCAGCGCAGCGCAGAGCGGCAGCAACAGGCUCAGGGCGCAGUCAAGCCAGCAGCAACUAACCUUGCCACAACUGUUGCAACUACAGAGCCCAGCAGCAGUAACAGCCGCAGCAGCAGCUCCAAGCGUGCUGCAAUCAAAUAUGAGGACUUGCCUUACAUGGGUGAGAUAACCUUGAACAAUUAUAAGCCGCGACGUGGACGCAAGCCCAAGAAAGCGGACAUUUGCCAUCUGAUCUACAAGAACUAUGGCACCAUUAUACCUGCGGCAGCCACAACAGCCUUGCCACAGCUGCCCACCACUGUCGGCAAGUCACAGGGACAGGCAGUGCGGCCCGCACAGCUGGCGGAGGAGCCGCUGAAUCUUUGUCUGCGUGAUCAGUCUAGCGAUCGUUAUUCCAUCUCCAGCGGCGACAGCGACAAGCCUUCAACCAGCGCCACCACUACGCCCACAACAGAUCGUGUCACGCCGCUGUCGCUGGACUUGCCACAGGAGCAACAGCCGCGCGUGGCGGCCAAGCUGCUGCUGCAACCCGUGGGCUUGUACUAUCAGCAGCUCAUGGGUGUGCCCGUCCAGACGAUUGAAAAAGACAACCAACUGUCGCUUAAGAUUCCCAUACCCAGUGGCUUCUUUGCCAACAGCCCAACGACUAAGCCGUUGGAGCAGCCAUUAGCCAGCGAACCAUUGACUCCCAAGCGCAAGCGCUCUGCUAUUUUUAUACCGCCGCCGCAGGCUGAUCACUCCUCGAGUCCAUCCACUGAGGUGAGCAUUUGCAAGUUCAAGUUCACGGGCGGCGCCAGGCCCACGUUGCAGGAGAAGAAGAUGCUCUCGGUGGAUGCAGAGGGCAAUUAUCGCUACUACAAUGGCACCGGCGAUCGCGCCAUGCGUGGCUAUGAGUUCAUCUCACGGGAGCAGCAGCAGCAGCAACACCAGCAGGCUAAUCAGCAGGAUAAGCUCUACGUUGAUAUACCACCACCAUCGACGGAUCUCAGCCUGGAGCUGUUGCAUAUACCAGCCGAGUCGCCCACCACAUCGCUGCUCAUGUCCAGCAGUCUGGCCCCAGUAGCGCCUCAAAGUCCUGCCAGUUACACCAACUCCCAAAGUCCCUUGACCUUGACCCACAACGAGGAGUACCAGCAACGUCUGGAGCAGAGCUCAAGUCCCAGGCCGGUCAGCAAGCGACGAGCUUCCCGGCGCUCCAAGCAGCGCGAGAAGCUAGAAAAGACAUUCAAGGAGAAGGGUUUCCUCAUACAAACGCAACAGUUGCAGUCGGCAGAGGGGGCCACCUACUGCAAGUUCAGACAACUGAAGAAAUUCACACGUUAUCUGUUUCGCAACUGGAAGGAUCAUAUACCCGAAAGCGAUCUGUCCAAGCCCAAUGAGCCGCGCAUAGAGCAACUGCUGGCGGGACAAAUGACAUUGGGGGGCGUGGAGGAAACCAACAAGGCCAUCUAGCAUAGGGCGUAGUAAAUAUUUGAACAACGCAAGCACUGCCAAAGAUUGUUAGAUUUAAGCUCAAUAUCAAUAUCUAUAUAGUUUAUAUGGUUAUGUAUAUGUAUAUGUGUAUGCUGAUGCCGUCCAAGCGUGCCAUGGUCCUUGAGCACCGCCACGCUUCUAGUCCUUGAGCACAUGUAGCAUUGUUAUUGUUAACAAAUAAACUAAAUGUUUAACUAAAAUCA